Messenger RNA from Pseudophryne corroboree (corroboree frog), 3889 nucleotides. Its product is annotated as oocyte zinc finger protein XlCOF6-like. Bases 301 to 2643 code for a protein of 780 amino acids. NCBI's taxonomy places the organism in Eukaryota, Metazoa, Chordata, Amphibia, Anura, Myobatrachidae. The record is from RefSeq and is a predicted model, not a curated record. Gene Ontology annotation, cellular component: nucleus. Gene Ontology annotation, biological process: regulation of transcription by RNA polymerase II. The transcript has 6 exons. Gene Ontology annotation, molecular function: RNA polymerase II cis-regulatory region sequence-specific DNA binding; DNA-binding transcription factor activity, RNA polymerase II-specific.
CUCCUCCUUCCUUCUAUCAUUCCCACAAGGCAGCAGGAGCAGAGAGCAGCCAUUGCUGUGUCUGGCAGCAGGUUACACAGUAGUGAAGAAGAUAUCCGGUGAGUGUGAGACACCGAGCAGCCAUCCCCGUGUGUCAGGAAGAAGAAAGACCCAGAGCCUCAUCUCGGUGCCUCCACCUCACUCACUGACACAUGACACAUUGACCAGAAGAUCCUGGAACUCACCAACAAGAUCAUUCAGCUGCUGACUGGAGAGGAGGGGGAGUAUAUAGAGGAACACAGGGGUCUAUACAAGGACGUGAUGAUGGAGAAUCACUGGCCCCUCACAUCACUGGAUGGGCCCAGUAACAGAGAUACCCCAGAGAGAUGUCUCCGUCCUCUGUAUUCCCAGUAUUGUACAGAGGAGAACCACAGGACCCCACAGGAGGAUCAGGUAGAACGUCUGUCUGAUAUUAAAAUAGAAGGUACAGAGGUAGAAGAAGAGACGUAUGUGACUGAUAUGAAGGCAGAAGAUAUAGAGGGAGAAGAAGAGACGUAUAUGACUGAUAUAAAGGCAGAAGAUAUAGAGGGAGAAGAAGAGACGUAUGUGACUGAUAUAAAGGGAGAAGAUAUAGAGGGAGAAGAAGAGACGUAUGUGACUUAUAUAAAGGCAGAAGAUAUAGAGGGAGAAGAAGAGACGUAUGUGACUGAUAUAAAGGCAGAAGAUAUAGAGGGAGAAGAAGAGACGUAUGUGACUGAUAUAAAGGCAGAAGAUAUAGAGGGAGAAGAAGAGACGUAUGUGACUGAUAUAAAGGCAGAAGAUACAGAAGGAGAAGAAGAGACGUAUGUGACUGAUAUAAAUGCAGAAGAUACAGAGGGAGAAGAAGAGACGUAUGUGACUGAUAUAAAGGCAGAAGAUAAAGAGGGAGAAGAAGAGACGUAUGUGACUGAUAUAAAGGUAGAAGAUAUAGAGGGAGAAGAAGAGACGUAUGUGACUGAUAUGAAGGCAGAAGAUAUAGAGGGAGAAGAAGAGACGUAUGUGAGGGGUGAUCAGCUGUGUAAGGAGGAGGAGAUCCCUACAGAUAUCAGCACAGCAGAUGGACACACAAGCAGGAAUAUCUCAGAAGGACAACUAAUGUUAUCCCCGGAUUGUGACAUAAAAGAUAAUGACAGUAGACAGGAUUCUCCAGGAGAUAAUCCCAUUACCCCAAUUAUACAUCCAGCUCUAUCAGCUGAUCCCCCUGAUCCUGGGAAAUGUUCUCCUGAUCACUCUGAUAUUGGUGCAUCUGUUACAGCUCUGACAGUAGAUACAGAGUUUCCAUGUUCUAUAGAUGCCAAAUGUUUUACACAGAACACAAAGCCCAUUACCCAUCAUCCAGCUAAGGCAGGUGAGAGGCCACUGAUAUGUUCUGAGUGUGGGAAAUGUUUUACAAAGAAAUCAGCUCUUGUUACACAUCACAGAAGUCACACAGGUGAGAAGCCGUUUUCCUGUUCUGAGUGUGGGAAAUGUUUUACACAGAAAUCAGCUCUUGUUACACAUCAGAGAAGUCACACAGGUGUGAAGCCGUUUUCCUGUUCUGAGUGUGGGAAAUGUUUUGCAUUGAAAUCAGUUCUUGUUAAACAUCAGAAUAGUCACUCAGGUGAGAAGCCGUUUUCCUGUUAUGAGUGUGGGAAAUGUUUUGCAUGCAACUCAAAUCUUGCUACACAUCAGAGAAGUCACACAGGUGAGAAGCCGUUUUCCUGUUCUGAGUGUGGGAAAUGUUUUGCACGCAACUCAAAUCUUGCUACACAUCAGAGAAAUCACACAGGUGAGAAGCCGUUUUCCUGUUCUGAGUGUGGGAAAUGUUUUGCAUGGAAAUCAGAUCUUGUUACACAUCAGAGAAGUCACACAGGUGAGAAGCCGUUUUCCUGUUCUGAGUGUGGGAAAUGUUUUACAAAGAAAUCAGCUCUUGUUACACAUCAGAGAAGUCACACAGGUGAGAAGCCGUUUUCCUGUUCUGAGUGUGGGAAAUGUUUUACAAAGAAAUCAGCUCUUGUUACACAUCAGAGAAGUCACACAGGUGAGAAGCCGUUUUCCUGUUCUGAGUGUGGGAAAUGUUUUACAAAGAAAUCAGCUCUUGUUACACAUCAGAGAAGUCACACAGGUGAGAAGCCGUUUUCCUGUUCUGAGUGUGGGAAAUGUUUUACAAAGAAAUCAGCUCUUGUUACACAUCAGAGAAGUCACACAGGUGAGAAGCCGUUUUCCUGUUCUGAGUGUGGGAAAUGUUUUACACAGAAAUCAGUUCUUGUUACACAUCAGAGAAGUCACACAGGUGUGAAGCCGUUUUCCUGUUCUGAGUGUGGGAAAUGUUUCGCAUUUAAAUCAGUUCUUGUUAAACAUCAGAAUAGUCACUCAGGUGAGAAGCCGUUUUCCUGUUCUGAGUGUGGGAAAUGGUUUACACAGAAAUCAUCUCUUGUUACACAUCAGAGAAGUCACACAGGUGAGAAGCCGUAUUCCUGUUCUGAGUGUGGGAAAUGUUUCACACAGAAAUCACAUCUUGUUACACAUCAGAGAUGUCACACAGGUGAGAAGCCAUUUUCAUGCUGUGAGAGAAAUAAAUCCGCUCUUGUUGAACACAUUAGACAUUACCCAAGUACGGAACCAUUUAAAUCUUCUGGAGUAUAAUCAUCACUGUCAUCCAAUGUUCCUCAAGGGUGAAUCCUAUCUCCUAUGCUUUAUAAAAUAUACAUGCUACCACUGGGUGAUAUAAUCAGACGUCAUGGCCUGGUCUACCACUGCUAUGCAGAUGACCUGCUUUUUGCUCCAUGUACUGAGAACCUAAUACCAAUAAAUGGUUGUCUAGCUGAGCGCCAGGGGUGGAUGAUGCCAGUUGGCUAUGACUCAGUCUUUGUGAAACAUAAUAGAAGCUCACCAACAAAGGACAAGACUACAGCUUUACCAACCAUCUGGAUUUAUGCUUUGGUGUUCAGAAUCGCAAAAUACUGAACGUGUGCUGAAUCUUUGUGUUGUCCUAGUAUGUGGCUGACACAGACAUCAGGUAUCUGCCACAUACAAAUCCUCAUUCUUCCAUCUGUGGACCAUAGCCAGAAUCAAACACUUGAUUCCCUCGGAAGUUCAUAGACUACUGCAAUGCCAUCUACCUGGGUCACCCAGCAAAAUAAUUACAGAGCUUGCAGAUAGUACAUAAUGCAGCAGCCAAGCUGUUACCUAACCAGCCCGUUCCUGCCACAUAACACCCAUUCUCUGCUCCCUUCACCGGCUGCCUGUAAGAUGACAAAUCUAUUUCAUAAUUGGCUAACUGACCUUCCCAGCCCAACAUUACAUGGUCCAAGGUGCUAGAAGCAGCUUCUGCCUCCUUACUGCCCUGCUUGCUUGCUUCUACAGAUGAAGGACUGUUACCAGCAGUACCAAGAAUCUCCUGUCAUUCAUUUAAGGGUCAAAUUUUUAACUUUGCAGCCCUUACCAUGGAACGUACUGCCUUGCACAGUCCAAGAGACCACCACUCUAGAGAACGUCACAAAUAGACUGAUGACUGCUACUCACGCUUUUCAUUAAUGUACCUCUAUUUACUUCCUAAAUAAUACAUCCUAAAUGCUUAGGUCUUUUUUCUGCUGUUUAUUUUGUAUCUUGUGCUUUGUGUAAAUGUGAAUGUCUAAUACCAGUUUGCACAAUCUGUAUUGCUGCACGACAAUAUGGCGGCCAUUGGAACAUGUUUUCACUUCUAGUUUGCCUAACUUGUUGCAGACACUCAUCUUGAUCAGGAGUGCUGAGUGUUUUCAGAUACAAGAUCCUAUCUAUAUAUACCCUGUAUAUUAUAAUGUGCAUUAGAGUCACCCGGGUUACAUCUGCAGUGGUUUGUUGUAUGUUACAUCUAUAUGGUGCGGAUACUCCUCUGUAUGAUCUCAUAAUA